This is a messenger RNA of Lobosporangium transversale, 2243 nucleotides long. RefSeq names its product transketolase. Gene Ontology annotation, molecular function: transketolase activity. Gene Ontology annotation, cellular component: cytosol. NCBI's taxonomy places the organism in Eukaryota, Fungi, Mortierellomycota, Mortierellomycetes, Mortierellales, Mortierellaceae. The record is from RefSeq and is a predicted model, not a curated record. Gene Ontology annotation, biological process: pentose-phosphate shunt. The transcript is spliced from 6 exons. The coding region runs from base 121 to 2166 and encodes 681 amino acids.
GUCAGAAUAGCAUAAAUAAUAUGGGGCAGGAACCUCAAUCAUCUCUCUCUUCUUUUUUUUUCUUUUUGAGUCAUUACCAUUCCUCCCUUCCAUUACAACAUAAAACUAAGCUUUGCUAACAUGAGCUUCACUCAGGACGACAUUCAUGCCAUCAACACCAUUCGUGUGCUCGCUGCUGACACUGUCUUCAAAAGCAACUCUGGUCACCCCGGUGCUCCCAUGGGUUGCGCUCCAAUGGCUCACUUGCUUUUCUCGCGUUUUAUGAACUACAACCCCAAGAAUCCCAAAUGGGCCAAUCGCGAUCGUUUCGUUUUGUCGAACGGACACGCUUGCGCAUUGCAGUACAUUCUCUUGCACUUGAUGGGCUACAAUGUCACCAUGGAUGAUUUGAAAGCCUUCCGUCAGCUUAACAGCAAGACCCCUGGCCAUCCCGAGUCUCACAUUACUGAGGGUAUCGAGGUCACCACCGGUCCCUUGGGUCAAGGCUUCGCCAACGCUAUUGGUUUAGCCAUUGGAGAGGCUCAUAUGGCUGCCACCUUUAACAAGCCUGACUUUGAACUCUUUAACAACUACACUUUCAUGAUCACUGGUGAUGGCUGCUUGCAGGAGGGUGUCUCCUGUGAGGCUGCUUCCCUCGCCGGACAUCUGCAAUUGGGCAAGCUUAUUGCUCUCUAUGAUGACAACCACAUUUCAAUUGACGGUGAUACCGAAGUCUCGUUUACCGAAGAUGUUGCCAAGCGCUUUGAAGCCUAUGGCUGGCACGUUGUCGUUGUCAACGAUGGUAAUAGCGAUUUGGAGGCUAUUGCUAACGCCAUUGAGGAAGCCAAGAAGGUCACAGACAAACCCACUCUCAUCAAGAUCCGCACUAUCAUCGGUUUCGGCUCCAUGAUCCAGGGAACCGAGAAAGUUCAUGGAUCACCCCUCAAGGCUGAUGAUAUCGCUCAGUUGAAGAAGGCCAUGGGCUUCAAUCCCGAGGAGUCCUUCGUUGUCCCUCAGUCGACUUAUGACAUCUAUCAUUCCAAGGCUGCCAAAGGCACCGCCCUCAACCAGGAAUGGGAUGCUCUUCUAGAGAAAUAUAAUGCCGAAUACCCAGAGCUCGGUGCUCAACUAAAGCGUCGUCUGAACAAGGAGCUGCCCCAGGACUGGACUAGUGCUCUUCCUCGUUUCACUCCCGCUGACAAGCCCGUUGCCACACGUAAAUUGUCCGAGGCUGUUUUGAAUAAGGUUGCGGAUCUCUUGCCCGAGCUGAUGAUCGGAUCUGCUGAUCUGACUGGAUCGAACUUGACCCGCUGGAAGACUGCUGUUGAUUUCCAACCCGAGAAUACUGGCAUUGGUCACUACUCUGGCCGCUACCUCCGCUAUGGUGUCCGUGAACAUGGUAUGUCUGCCAUUAUGAAUGGUUUGGAUGCCUAUGGUGGAAUCAUCCCUGCUGGCGCCACUUUCCUCAACUUUAUCAGCUACGCUUCUGGAGCAGUCCGCUUGUCUGCUCUCUCUGGACACCGUGUCAUUUAUAUCAUGACUCAUGACUCCAUUGGCCUUGGAGAGGACGGUCCUACUCAUCAGCCCAUCGAGACCAUGGCCAUGAUCCGUGCUACCCCCAACCUCGUCGACUUGCGCCCCGCUGACGGUAACGAAACCUCGGGUGCUUAUCUCUUUGCUAUUUCUACCAAAGAUCGUCCUUCGGUCUUGGCCUUGACUCGUCAGGAUUUGCCACAGCUUGAGGGCUCCUCCGUUGAAAAAACCCUUCAUGGAGGAUAUGUUCUCCAAGAAGUCGAAGGCGCUGAUGUGACUCUUGUUGGUACUGGAUCAGAGGUCUCACUCUGUGUGGAUGCUGCCAAGUUGUUGACCGAGAAGGGCAUCAAAGCCCGUGUUGUCUCUAUGCCUUCGACGACUUUGUUUGAUGAGCAAUCUCACGACUACAGGGCAUCAGUUUUGAUCGACGGUGUCCCCACUGUUUCGGUUGAGGCCAUGACCACUUUUGGUUGGGAUCGCUAUGCUCAUGAGUCCAUCGGUAUCGAUACUUUUGGUGCCUCAGGUCCUUAUAAAGAAGUUUACAAGCACUUUGGCCUUGUUCCUGAUGUUGUUGCCAGCAAGGUUGAGAAGAUUGUUGCAUUCUACAAGAAGGAGGGCCAUGUUCCUUCUCUUGUCCGCAAGUACUUUCACUAAACUGUUUCCUUUCUUCCAUCACUCAUAUCCUUUUACUUAAAUUGGUGUCUCAUAAUAAAAUGACUUGUAAAUACACU